AUGUCGACCACAUCAGACUCACGGACCCUCAAAAAGGUCUCGAGCGCCGACAACGGUCACGGCGAGCACGUCGAGGACUUCAUCGAGGCGGCCGACAUCAGCCUCUCGCCCGCCGAGGAUGUCUCAUACGGCCGGGGCGGCGUCCGCGGCCUCUUCGACUCGCCCUUUGUCGGCGGUGCCGCCCUGCUGGCCUCCCUCGGCGGUUUCUCCUUUGGCUACGACCAGGGCGUCAUCUCCAUCAUCAAUGUCAUGAAGCAGUUCCACGAGGUCUUCCCCGACGCCGCCACACCCUUUGGCAAGGGCUUCAUGACUGGUAUGCUCGAGUUUGGCGCUUUCCUUGGUUGUCUGUUCAUGCCCACCCUCGCCGAUAAGAUUUCGCGAAAGCGGGCGUUGACGGUUGUCGUUGCCAUUUUCAACAUUGGUGCUAUUAUGCAGACUGCUGCUCCGUCAUAUGGUGUACUGGUUGCUGGUAGAACAAUUGGUGGUAUCGGUGUUGGAACUCUGGCCAUGGGCUCGCCAAUUUACAUUUCAGAAAUCGCACCGCCAAACCUUCGAGGAACCCUCCUAGUCCUCGAAUCCAUCUCCAUCGUCACCGGCGUCGUCAUCUCCUUCUUCAUCACCUACGGCACGCGACACAUGGCCGGCGAGGUCUCGUUCCGACUGCCCCUGGGCCUGCAGAUGGUCUGCUCCACGCUCCUCGGCAUCGGCAUCAACUUCUACCCGUACUCGCCGCGCUGGCUCGCCCUCGUCAACAGGCCGCAGGAGGCCCUCGACUCGCUCGUGCGCCUGCGCCGCCUCCCCGCCGACGACCACCGCGUGCAGGCCGAGCACCGCGGCAUCAUCUCCGAGGUCGAGGUGCAGAAGAUCGUGCAGGAGCGCAACCACCCGGGUAAGGGGUUCUGGGCGCUCGAGUUCCUCGGCUGGCGCGACCUCUUCAGCAGGAAGCUCUGGCGCCGCACCGCCGUCGCCGUCGGCAUCGCCUUCUUCCAGCAGUUCUCCGGCAUCAACGCCUUCAUCUACUACGCGCCCACGCUCUUCCAGUCCCUCGGCCAGUCCGAGGAGAUGGCCCUCAUCAUGUCCGGCGUCUUCAACAUCCUGCAGCUCGUCGCCGUCGCCGCGUGCUUCUUCAUCAUCGACAAGGUCGGACGCCGGCCCCUCGCCAUCUUCGGCGGCCUCGGCGGCGGCACCGCCUGGGCCAUCAUGGCCAUCCUCACGGGCGUCUACUCCAAGAACUGGGCCGCCAACCCGGCCGCCGGCUGGGGCGCCGUCGCCAUGGCCUUCGUCUUCGUCCUGCUCUACGGCAUCUCCUACUCGCCGCUCGGCUGGAUCCUCGCCGCCGAGGUGUACCCCAACUCGCACCGCUCCAAGGGCGUCGCCCUCGGCACGGCGACCGUCUGGCUGUGCAACUUCAUCGUCGGCGUCGCGACCCCGCCCAUGAUGGACCAGCUCGGCUUCGGCACCUACGUCUUCUUCGGCGCCUGGUGCUUCAUCGCCUCCGUCUGGGCCUUUUACCUCGUCCCGGAGACCAAGGGCAAGACCCUCGAGCAGAUGGACGAGGUCUUCAAGGACACCUCGGCGCAGGAGGAGAAGGAGAUUAUCAGGCAGCAGAUUGCGGCCUCCCGCGGGCAAUCCCUCGGCGGAGCUACCAUGGAGACCACCAAGCUUUCUGUUUAG
Colletotrichum truncatum is the source of this 1674-nucleotide messenger RNA. RefSeq names its product high-affinity glucose. The record is from RefSeq and is a predicted model, not a curated record. Gene Ontology annotation, molecular function: carbohydrate:proton symporter activity. NCBI's taxonomy places the organism in Eukaryota, Fungi, Ascomycota, Sordariomycetes, Glomerellales, Glomerellaceae. Gene Ontology annotation, cellular component: membrane. Gene Ontology annotation, biological process: carbohydrate transport; transmembrane transport.